Molecule: messenger RNA, 2645 nt
Organism: Bufo bufo (common toad)
Lineage: Eukaryota; Metazoa; Chordata; Amphibia; Anura; Bufonidae
Gene: ARL4C
Product: ADP ribosylation factor like GTPase 4C
Exons: 1
Coding region: 349-930 (193 amino acids)
Biological process (GO): endocytic recycling; intracellular protein transport
Cellular component (GO): cytoplasm
Molecular function (GO): GTP binding; GTPase activity
Source: RefSeq, a predicted model, not a curated record
AUCAUGUGAAGGGCUGGAGGAGGGAGAGAGAUAGGAGGUAAAGAGGAGAAAGAGCAGAGAAGGAAGAGGAGGGUGCUUUUCUGGAUGUGGAUGACAACCCCUCCACCUACCCCGGGGAUCCCGCAGACCGCACUCACCCUGGAUGACCAGUCUGCAGCCCUGGCAUAGUGCUGCCACCAGACAUGCACCUUGGGUGAGGCUGCUGGGGCCAGGAGGACAGGGGACUCGUCUACCGAGGAGAGAUCCCAGUGUCUCUGGCCACAUUGCAGACUAGCAGGGUAUGCAUGGGCUGAGGAUCCUCAGAGGGCACCACAGGCAGGUCACCACCGUCUUCUGCUGCCUCUAGACAUGGGGAACAUCUCCUCCAACAUCUCCUCCUUCCAGUCCCUGCACAUUGUCAUGCUCGGCCUGGACUCUGCCGGGAAGACCACCGUGUUGUAUCGGCUGAAGUUCAAUGAGUUUGUCAACACGGUGCCCACCAUCGGCUUCAACACUGAAAGGAUACGGCUGAGCAACGGGGCAGCCAAGGGGAUCAGCUGCCACUUCUGGGAUGUGGGGGGUCAGGAGAAGUUGCGCCCCCUCUGGAAGUCCUACAGCCGAUGUACGGACGGGAUCAUCUACGUGGUGGACUCUGUGGACUCAGAUCGUCUGGAGGAGGCCAAGACCGAGCUGCACAAGGUGACCAAGUUUGCAGAGAACCAGGGAACUCCUCUCCUGGUCAUCGCCAACAAGCAGGAUUUACCCAAGUCCCUGUCAGUGGCUGAGAUUGAGAGGCAGCUGGCACUGCAGGAACUGAGCCCAUCUACCCCCUACCACAUCCAGCCGGCCUGUGCUAUCAUUGGAGAGGGCCUCACAGAAGGCAUGGACAAACUCUAUGAGAUGAUCCUCAAGAGAAGGAAGACCCUCAAGCAGAAGAAGAAGCAGCGGUAACCCUGGGUUAUUGGUUGGCCAAGCAAAGAUUUGCCCACCAGGAUUAUGGCUGCUGUUGGCUUGGCAUUUCUAGAUACCUACAGACUCCUUGCACUGUGUGACAAGGGGACCCAGUUUACCCAAGAGGCAGGGCAGGACCCUGCUGCCAUUUAACCCCUUGUGUCAUUGCUGAGCAAUAUGUGCCACCCUCCAGAGGCUAAAAGGGAGUGUAAUAAAAUGGUGUACUGAAGUGACCCGGUGACAAGUGUCCUCUGUGCCAGUGGACCACAUAUGUUGAGUGAUAGACCUUAUUCCAAUCUGUAUAAUUUAUCUAUCCUCCCACCAAAAAAAAAAUAAUUAUGAAAUGAAACUUGAAGUUUUUAAGUGUCCAGUGUUGACAUUAUUAUCUGUGGACAUGUCCUGGUGUCACCGCCUCCUGUGGUAUGAGGGGUCUGCAGGGGGCUGAUGUCUUUCCUGUCUGGUCUGACAAGCUGUGCCUGGUGUUCAUUUUUUCCUUCCUCCACUGUUUUCUCUCAUUCAUAGCCACAGGUGACAAAUGUAACAUGAAUUUUGUGCUACAUUUCUGUGAUUCAGUCUCACGAUGGAUGGGGGGGGGGUGGGGGGGGGAAUGGUUUUUCACGUUUUGGGUUGGGAUCCAUGACUGGUAUCAUCUGGUGCCCAUUUCUACUGCAUGAGCUUAAUAUGUGAGAUUGCUAGAAUCGCCUGUUCUCUUUUGUCUUUUCUAGCCUCCAUAUUAUUUGCACUCUUACUAAAAAUGAUUGUUGAAUUUUAAUGGCUCCCUCGUCUGUCUGUUAUUUGUCAGUCUCUGUGGUGUCUUUGCAUUCGUGGUGGGCGACCCUCCUCAUGUUAUAACGGGGAAAAGGGGGCGCAAACAGGAAAUAAUGCACUUGUCUGUGUGCAACAGAUUUCUCGAUAGAAUGUAUCUAAUACAAGAUCUCCAUACUUACCUAUAAGGGUAGAGAGGGCGGUAUAUUGACAGAUUAUUUGUGGGUUUUUUCCAUUUCCCUGAAUAUCAUGAGUAGAGAUGGGAGAAUCUAUUUGACAUUGUUUUUAGAUGUCACCAAGGAGUGAAUUUUGAAAGCUUUUUUCCUCUCUAAUCAUGAGCUAUUCAUGGCUGAUCUGUAUGAAGAUCAGCAACAACAGGGCAGGGAUCCUCCUCGCCAUGGUAAGCCAUGUUUGACUAUGUCCCAUCUGCACUAAUAUCAAUAUUUAUCAGCACAUUCUACAAAUAUCUAGACAAGAAUGGGUUAUAUGUAUGUACAAAAAGUGCAAUAUCAUGCACACAGACACGUAAGAAGAAACAAGGCCUAGCAGAGAGACCAUCGGUGGUUUCUUGAGUCAUCGUCUACUACUAUAGCAUUUGCUCUCAAGCUUGGUCUGGGUGAUGGAUGCUGUGUGUUACUUAUGUCUAGAUGUAGCUUGGUGGUCUGUCUGCAGCAGCCAGACUUGGCUUGGUCAAACUGUCUCUGUCAUAGCCGCUGUCUUCAUAUGUUGAGACUCUGUCCAGAAAGGCGUUGUCAGUGGUCUCCCUGUUGUGUCCGCAGCCAUAUGUCCAGCUGUUUUUAUACUUUCAAGUGGUAAAGAAUAUGUUUUUUUUUAGCAGGCUGAGGAGAGUCACUGUGUAAGCAGCUGCUGCUGUUUCUACUAAUCCUAUGAGGAGUUGGUUUUUAGAAUGUAUCAUUUUCUAUACAGUCGUGCCAUUUUCAUUUUUUAUA